AUGGCCUCGAACCCCACCUCCGCCGCCACCUACCAAGGUCACCUCACCGCCGGCGACGGCAUGCUCGCCUCGCGCCUCCACAAACCCACCCACCCUUCGCUCGUCCAGGUCGUCUUCAACAACGGUUCCUACAACUCUCACCUCAUCUCGCUCCAAAAUUUCUCCCGAGGCGACCUGAUCACCCCCUUCUCACCCCACGCCGACUUUGCUUCCACCAAGUCCUACUCUACCGUUCAGACCGGUCCUUCUACGCACAUCGAGCUCAACUCGGAUCUUCUCUACUGCAACCACUCGUGCGAUCCCAACGUCGCUUUUGUCAUUGGAGAUGCAAAAGACAAGUCGACGUGGAAGGCGAGAGCGGAAAAGGAUAUCAAGAAGGGUGAUAUUUUGACCUUCUUCUACCCAAGUACCGAAUGGCAAAUGUCCCAACCUUUCGACUGCAGCUGCGGCUCCUCCAAACACUGCCUCGGAAACAUCGACGGCGCACACUCGAUCGACCCGCGAACGUUGAAGAAGUACUUUGUCAACGACCACAUCCGCGCGCUCAAGAGGAAUCAGAUCGAGAACGACGCAAAGUUGGAUGCGGAAGAGAAGCAGGAAUUGCUCAAGCUGCUCUCAUAG
Pseudozyma hubeiensis SY62 is the source of this 621-nucleotide messenger RNA. RefSeq names its product galactose-proton symport. The transcript is spliced from 2 exons. Lineage: Eukaryota; Fungi; Basidiomycota; Ustilaginomycetes; Ustilaginales; Ustilaginaceae. Bases 1 to 621 code for a protein of 206 amino acids. The record is from RefSeq and is a predicted model, not a curated record. Gene Ontology annotation, molecular function: protein binding.